AGGGGCAGGCACCGGAGGAGCUGCCCCGGUCCAACCACCACGCUCGAGCACGUCCCGAAAUCUUGGCAUCAGCGACAGCUUCAACCUUUUGAGUGUACGUUCCCGUACUUGAAGCCUACGUGGUGCUCAACCUUCUCCACAACUGCACCAUGGCAACUUCAGCGAGGGGACCGCCCGGCACGGUCGCAAGGCCGACUCCACCAAACCAGACUCUCUACGUCAGAAAUCUCAAUGACAAGCUCCAGAAGGCCGACCUUAAGCGCAACUUGUAUAUGUUAUUCGCGACAUAUGGUGUUGUCCUUGACGUUGUUGCGCUCAAAACCACGAAAAUGCGCGGACAGGCACACGUCGUUUUCCGAGACGUUGAUUCGAGUACGCAGGCAAUGCGGGCUCUCCAGGGCUUCGAAUUCUUCGGCAAGCCUAUGAACAUCCAAUACGCAAAAGGGAAAUCCGACACCGUCAAAAAACUCGAUGGUACAUUUCAGCUUCCGGAAAGGGAAGAACCGAAGUCAACGGAGACGACGACCGCACAAGAAUCGGUAUUUGGAACGGGACCUGCCCCUACGAAGGCGAAACCUGUGAAUGAACCUGCUGCUCCUGCCGCUCCUGCCGCCCCUACCGCCGAGGAAUCGACCAAAGGCGUAAAGAGGGCAAGAGAGGAAGAAGAGGAAGAGGAAGAUGAGGGUGCUGCUAUGGACGUGUCGGAUUCGGAGUAAAGCAGAGAAGCUGAGGGUGGUACGGAUACAGAGAUUGCAGUCGAGGAUGUCGGUGUGGACAUGUCGGAGUCGGAGCGAACAGAUCCAACCAACGGAUCAAGUGGAUAGGCACUUCGCCUUAUGCUGGAUGUGUGCCGUCGGAGACAUCUAUGCGGUGCACACUAUGGGGACAUGGAAAACCGCAACCGGCGUCACGAACGGAGUUCAGGAGCUGCAUUUCUCAAACCAUAACGGCAGAGGUAAACAAUUGGCUACUUCCAAGCAGUCUGAAAUGGUACCUAACACAAUAGAUAGAUACCCAGACCAAUAGCGCUUUAGCUUUCAAUAUCAGGUUUUCAGUUGAGC
Molecule: messenger RNA, 1061 nt
Organism: Westerdykella ornata
Lineage: Eukaryota; Fungi; Ascomycota; Dothideomycetes; Pleosporales; Sporormiaceae
Product: U2 small nuclear ribonucleoprotein B
Exons: 3
Coding region: 150-716 (188 amino acids)
Biological process (GO): mRNA splicing, via spliceosome
Cellular component (GO): U12-type spliceosomal complex
Molecular function (GO): pre-mRNA intronic binding; U12 snRNA binding
Source: RefSeq, a predicted model, not a curated record